GAGAGCGAGAGCGCUCUCAGCGGCAACGUCGCAAACAGACACACGCACACACACACACACACACGCACACACAAACACAAAGAAACAGAAUAACGACAACAAAACUGACCAUACGAGUGUAAACAAACGCGCACGUGUACUCAUUCGCUCACUCACUCACACAGCCGUACGAACACACACAUGCAUACGCACGGAGCCGCCGCGCUCAGGAGAAAAUACUCGUGCCACGGAAAUUCGCCGCGCUAAAAUCAAAAUUCGCUCACGAUUUCUGCGCUCGCUGAGUCGCGGUAGUUUGUCGCCAGACGCUUGCUGUUUAGGUUCGCAGGACACUGGUGGACGGCAUAGCGGUCAUAUCCUUUCGACAGCCGGUCACUCAACACGGUGUGCGUUGUCGCGGCUAAUUUUCGCGAUUUCGUUUGACAUUCUCAGCUAUCUACAUAAUAUCGAAAUAUUUGCCAGUGUGGAAAAUAAUUAAGCUGGUAAACAGUGUUGUGCUUCCAUUUUUUGAAAAUAUAAAUACAAUAUUAUAUAAAUUUAAAAUAAAAACAAAAGGGAUUCUUAGUAAUAAUAUAAACCAAAUCACACUUCCUAACGAAUUAAUUAAUAAUACAUAAUAGACAAGGCAAAACUUUAGUAAGAUUCGCGCAGUGUGUUUACGCGAAAAAUAAUAUUCAUUUUAUAAAUCGCCGAGUGCAGUCGGUCGAUUUCAUAAACAUUUUUUCGCUAAGGUGCUCAAAAAAGAAGCCAAACUGUUUGAUAACGGCUUGAAGUUGGAUAUUUCCAGCUAUUCCCACAUGAACAUACGCAUGGGCACAAAGGGCAAGCGACCGUUGCGUAGCUUGACCCCCAGGGACAAAAUUCAUGCGAUUCAACGUAUCCACGAUGGUGAAUCCAAAGCUUCGGUGGCCAGGGAUAUAGGUGUACCCGAAUCGACUCUACGUGGUUGGUGCAAGAAUGAGGACAAGCUACGUUUUAUGUCCCGCCAAUCAGCAGCUGACAAGAUGUGCGCUGAUUCGUUAGUGGAUAAAUUAGAUGGUACUGCGGGUAUAUUAGGGCCACCUGAGAAGCGCCAACGAUUAGACAACACCCUGCCUCUAAAUUUUUCCAAUAAAAUGAACUUUGAUGAACUUGCCUUCAAGCGAUCGCCUCUUACUGGUUUGGACUACAGUACAAAUAAAAGUCUAUCAGACAUGAGCUACAACGGAUUACCAGUUGAUUAUGUGGGCUUUAACGGAGCGAUCAAAAACAAAGUUUUUGGUGCAGAUAUAUCCCGGUCUGGUCCUGCUGAUCCAUCGUUAAAUGCCAUAAGCCCUCUUUCGAGUCUCACACAUCUAUCAGGUCUCACCGGCAUAUCUCAGUCUCCGCUAGCUAUCAGCUUUAACGAGCUGACCUCAAAUCUAAAUCUGCUGGCUCAGCUUAACCCCGGCUUAGCAGCUAUGUCAGGAUUAAAUAACUUUGCAGCAACAGCUAACACAUUGCGUAAUACAACAAAAACUAAUGGUCAGUCACAGCCACAACUACAGAGUCCGAGAAGUGAAAACGGGGAUCGAGACCGGACUCCAGCGCUGUCCGUCAAGAAUUGGGCAAAACAAAAGCCGUCUGGUCCUACCUCAAACACCGGAGACUGUGACAUAAAAAGCGGAAACAUAAAGAGUCCGAGUCCAUCGCUUGCGCCUUCACUGGUUGGUUGUGUUGCGCCGCUGUCAGGUCUACCUGACGAUCCUCUGCUCUACUGGCUUAAAUCCCAGCAGGCAAUGCUGGGACUAAACAGUCUGUACCCACCUCCCGUGGCAUUGGGUGUUACAAGCCCACCAAUACGCUCCUCAACCCCACAACAGCUAAAUCAAUAUUCCAACACUCCCCCCGUAUCUUCCGCACCAUUGGCUCCAUCAUCACCGGCGGCUAGAGGUUUAGAUGACAAGAAUUCGGCGUGGUAUAACUGGUGCAAAGCAUUUGGAGCCAGUCUGCACUCACUCAAUCCGAAUGCAGCUACAUUGGCAGCGCUUCAGGCAACUUCCAUACAGCAUCAAGCUUCAUCGACUACCGCAGAGGCCACGAAUAUAGAAGAUGUCGUUAAACAGCCGUACGAAAACAUUCUAUAUUCCCAGUUAACAAAAGAGACUGGAUCGUCAUCGGCUCGAAGCCUGUCGUCUAAUGAACAGAACCAAACUGAACAAAAUGAUUUGGCCACAGACCAAGUGGUAGACCCUGAUGUAGAAAGCAACGGAAAACCUGAGGAUUUGUCGGCUAAAUCGGUGAAAUCAACAAGCUCUACCCCUUGUCCGACCAUGGCAUCUCCGAAUCUCGUUAUUAGCAGCCGUGAUCAUAGUCCGGAGCUGUGCACUGCGGUAAGCAGUCGAUCGCCGUCAAAUCCAGGUAGCACAGAGUUAAACAGCACCUCAUGCAGCGCUGGUGAAGAUUGCAAAAAUGUUCUCAGCAAUAUACUGUAUAAAAUUGGAAGUAUCAAUGUGGAUGCGUCAGAAAACGCCACUACGCCUGUAAGUCCGGAAUUGGGCUGUGAGUCAGAGGCAAGUUUCACCAGUGAUACCCAUCCCCACAAUAAUAAUGAUGUCAGUGCCAGUAACAACAACAAUAACUCCAAUAAAACAGACGAGGAAGAGCGGGGCAAGUGCGUGGACUAUGCGACCGACAUUGAAGAAGUAGAGGCCAUAAGACACGGCGAAAAGUUCCUACAGUGGCUGGAAAACUGUAGUAAUCCACGCGUUACAGCCGUUCAACUGAUGCAACUUAGAUUCCUGAUUGCAGCUAUCAAGUCAAACAGUGAUACACAAGCGGUUACUAGACCCGCUGUCACUUGCUCUGAUGAAAAUGAAGACAAUUCUCAUGAGGAUGCAAGUAGAAACAAAAGUCGUCGCCGUAAAUAGGACAAACCGAAGUUGGCACCUCUGGAGCCAGCCACGGAUAUUGUUGAAACUGCGAAGGAGCACAAGAAUGAAAUGAUCGAUAUAGAUACCAAAGGGCAUGGCCCAGACUUGGGCUGGAAGCAAUCGAAGCUAGACCCAAGCUGUGCCAGCGGUAUUGAAUCGCCAUUGUCCCUCCUUACAAGAUGCCAGCAGUUUUCCCCAGCUAUUUACCAAUCGUCAGCAACUCUGCUCAGCUCGCUGAUGUUUCCGCCAUACGAAUUUGUACACUGUGACCUCGAUAAUGACCCAGAUGACUGCCAAAUAACGGGCGAGUACCAACAGCCCGAUGAACUCAGUUCGAGUAGUGACGAAAAUGUACAGAAUGACUUAGAAUAAAUGAUUUCUUCCAAUCUCUAUUAUAUCAAUGUAUAUGUAUGUUCAAAUUAUAGAGUACACCGAUCCUGAGCCAAAACUCACAUUUAUAUUGUGAAUUUUACCAUUUUUUAUUAGAUAAGAGUAAAAUGUUUUGUUUACAUUUACAAUUUGUAAUGUCUGUCUAAAUCCCCUUUAAUUUAUAAUACCUUAAUGAUAAGUAAGAUAAACCAUUUGUAAAAAAAAAAUUAAUAUUUUUUCAAUUGGAACACGUUUGAUCUUUUUUAUUUAAUGUUUUUAUCAAACUAGAAAAUGUUUAAUUCAUUCAGCUUUUUAGUUGCAUAUCUUAAGCUAAUAAAAACAUAAUGUGGAGACAGUCAAUCAUGUGGAUUUGAUACUAUUAGUUACUUUUAUUAUUAUAACAAAUACUCAUGCAAAUACUGAAUGAAAAUAUGUGCUAAUAAGAAUUUUAUCAAUUUGAAAUUCGUAAAAUAUUUAAAUAAACUGAAUUUAUAUAUGUAGAAGUUUUAAUUUUAAAACCUUGUUUAAUAAAACAUUCGAAUUAGACAAUUUUUAUAAAA
This is a messenger RNA of Drosophila virilis, 3817 nucleotides long. NCBI's taxonomy places the organism in Eukaryota, Metazoa, Arthropoda, Insecta, Diptera, Drosophilidae. The record is from RefSeq and is a predicted model, not a curated record.